AUUAUUUCCAAUUCAAACCACAUCACCCCACCCCUCUCUCCUAUUUAAUCCACCCUCAUCACAAAAACAGGGCACCACCACCCACCCUACCCCCGGACCACCACUAAACCAUGGCCAAAUUACAUAAUUCUCCCUCAUUUCUCAUCCUCACCCUCUUGUUUCUUGCUUUUCAAGUCUCCAAAAGUGACAAAACUACCCCUCACAAACACCACCAUCAUCUUGAAGAGGAAGCUGACCGGAUUAUUGCACUUCCCGGUCAACCCAACGUCUCAUUUAACCAGUUCUCCGGUUAUGUCACUGUCAACCAGAUGGCCGGCAGAGCCCUCUUUUACUGGCUUACUGAAACACCUAACCACCCUCUCUCUAAACCCCUGGUCAUAUGGCUCAAUGGAGGUCCCGGAUGCUCAUCGGUGGCCUAUGGUGCAUCUGAAGAAGUGGGUCCAUUCAGAAUAAACAAAGGGGCCACGGGGUUACACCUCAACAAAUUCUCCUGGAACAACGUUGCUAACAUUUUGUUUCUCGAAACUCCGGCCGGUGUCGGUUUUUCCUACACCAACCGCUCGUCGGACCUACUUGACACUGGUGAUCGUCGCACCGCUGAAGAUUCACUUCACUUCGUGAUACGAUGGAUGGAGAGAUUUCCACGUUAUAAACACCGUGACGUUUAUAUUGCAGGAGAAAGUUACGCUGGUCACUACGUCCCGCAACUCGCAAGACAGAUUCUAAGACACAAUUCAAAUUCCGGUUCCAAUCCCAUUAAAUUAAAAGGAAUCAUGGUAGGAAAUGCUGUGACGGAUAACUACUACGACAACCUUGGAACGGUGACGUAUUGGUGGAGUCAUGCAAUGAUAUCUGAUAAGACGUAUCACCAACUCAUAAACACGUGUGAUUUUCGGCGCCAAAAGAAUUCAAACGAGUGUGAAUCAUUGUAUAGCUAUGCUAUGGAUCAAGAGUUCGGUAAUAUCGACCAGUACAAUAUUUAUGCACCCCCUUGUAACAACUCUGAUGAUGGUAGCUAUUUGAGUUCCACUCGUCAAACCAUGCGGUUGCCCCAUCGGCCCCGUCAGACGACAAGACAGAUGUCGGGAUAUGAUCCGUGUACCGAAAGGUAUGCCGAGGUUUAUUACAACAGAGAAGAUGUUCAAAAGGCGUUUCAUGCUAAUACGACCCGAAUCCCAUACAAAUGGACUGCUUGCAGUGAGACUUUGAAUCGGAAUUGGAACGACAGUGAAGUGUCGAUUCUUCCAAUAUAUCGUGAACUUAUUACUGCUGGAUUGCGGAUUUGGGUCUUCAGUGGAGAUGUUGAUUCAGUGGUUCCAGUCACAGCUACUAGAUAUGCACUUGCACAACUCAAGUUGAAAACAAAGGUUCCAUGGUACCCUUGGUAUGUUAAAAAACAGGUGGGAGGAUGGACAGAGGUAUAUGAAGGGCUAACAUUUGCAACAGUGAGAGGGGCAGGUCAUGAAGUACCACUUUUCAAGCCAAGGGCAGCAUUGCAGUUAUUGAUGUCCUUUUUAAAAGGUCAACCACUUCCCAAAGCUUGACCAAAAAGUCAAAGUUUGACUAAGAGUCAUAAUUUUGACCUUGAUGUUGAAUGUAGGAUCGGGUCAAAGGCAAAAGAUUGCCUUUUGAUUUUGAUUAUUUGGGUAGGAGGAAUUAGGAUUUCAUCAAAGUUUGAGUGUGUGGGGGUUUUACUUGAAAAGAAUACGGAUUGGUAUUAAAAGUUUGACUUCAAAUUUUAUGGAAAUAAUUGGAGAGGGGUAAAGGUAUUUCAUCAAAGAUUGUGGCUGUUUGUUGUAACUUUUAACAUAUUGUCAUGUGUCAUGUGUGACUCACCAAUAUUUUAUUUCUUUGGA
This is a messenger RNA of Helianthus annuus (common sunflower), 1856 nucleotides long. RefSeq names its product serine carboxypeptidase-like 25. The transcript has 8 exons. The coding region runs from base 111 to 1544 and encodes 477 amino acids. Gene Ontology annotation, molecular function: serine-type carboxypeptidase activity. Gene Ontology annotation, cellular component: vacuole. The record is from RefSeq and is a predicted model, not a curated record. Gene Ontology annotation, biological process: proteolysis. NCBI's taxonomy places the organism in Eukaryota, Viridiplantae, Streptophyta, Magnoliopsida, Asterales, Asteraceae.